ACCCGGAACAACAACAGUCUGAAAAGUAACACGCACUUCAUGUACAGUACUUAAAUUUGUGCAUUGCAGUAGUUAGGCGUUUGUUUGUUUUUAAAGCAGUCUGUGUUAACAGUUUUAUCUCCUUGACUGUGUUUGGAAACAAAAGUGUUGGACAUAAUUGCACUGCCUCUUAAAGUGUUUCUCCAUGGCUUCCUCUGCUCGCAUAAGACAUUACAUGCAUGAUAACGGACCAUUAAUUUUGGAUGGCGGACUAGCAACUGAACUGGAAGCGCAAGGUGUCAAACUACAGGGAGAUCCUCUGUGGAGCGCCAGGCUUUUGCAUACUAAUCCCCAGGCCAUAGGAGAUGCCCAUUACAGGUUUCUCCUUAGUGGAGCUGAUGUUAUCACAACGGCUACAUACCAGGCAAGUAUUACAGGAUUCAUCAAUCACCUGGACGUGAGCUUUGAGCGUGCCAGAGAGCUGCUGAUGUCUGGAGUUCAAGUGGCCAAAGACACAGUCGAGAGAUUUGUCUCUGACAGUCCCCCAACAGGGCAAAGAUGUCCCUUGGUGGCAGGCUCUGUUGGACCAUAUGGGGCCUUUCUGCACAACGGCUCCGAGUACACUGGGGCUUAUGCAGAGGCGAUGAGUAUUGAAGAGCUGAAAGUUUGGCAUCGGCCGCAGAUCGACUGUUUAGUCGCAGGAGGAGCCGAUUUAAUUGCUUUUGAGACGAUCCCAAGUAUCAAAGAGGCGGAGGCUCUGGUUGAGCUGCUCAGAGAGUUCCCGAACUCUAAAGCCUGGCUCUCCUUCUCUUGUAAGGAUGGGAAGUGUAUAUCAGAUGGCAGCCCGUUCACGGAUGCGGUGCAGAUUGCGACUAGAUCCACGCAGCUGGUUGCCGUAGGAGUCAACUGCUGCUCACCAGAGGUGGUGGAGCCGCUGCUGGACUCUGCCAGGUCUCUGCUGAGCCCAGACAUGACCUGGGUAGUCUACCCCAACAGUGGGGAGGACUGGGACACUGAGCAGGGUUGGCUAACAUCAGCGAAAGCACCAGCAGCAGUACCUGAACUAAGUCGCACAUGGAUGAGGCAAGGUGCUGCUUUAAUAGGAGGAUGCUGCCGCAUCGGUCCCGCUCACAUAGCGGAGUUACGGCGACAGUUAAAAGGAAGUUGCACGUCUCCAGCCUCUGCAGUGUGACUGGACAGAAAAUGUGAUGGUGUUUGUUGUGAUGAAUAAUGUCUGUUUAACGAGGUUAUAAAAAACUUAAUUUAUUGGAAAAAUGAAUAAAUAAACCACUACAUCAAAUGA
This is a messenger RNA of Micropterus dolomieu (smallmouth bass), 1282 nucleotides long. RefSeq lists its product as uncharacterized. Gene Ontology annotation, biological process: S-methylmethionine cycle. Gene Ontology annotation, molecular function: zinc ion binding; S-adenosylmethionine-homocysteine S-methyltransferase activity. NCBI's taxonomy places the organism in Eukaryota, Metazoa, Chordata, Actinopteri, Centrarchiformes, Centrarchidae. The coding region runs from base 185 to 1171 and encodes 328 amino acids. The transcript is spliced from 8 exons. The record is from RefSeq and is a predicted model, not a curated record.